Culex quinquefasciatus (southern house mosquito) is the source of this 1179-nucleotide messenger RNA. RefSeq lists its product as uncharacterized. The transcript has 3 exons. The coding region runs from base 1 to 1179 and encodes 392 amino acids. Gene Ontology annotation, biological process: sensory perception of taste. Lineage: Eukaryota; Metazoa; Arthropoda; Insecta; Diptera; Culicidae. Gene Ontology annotation, cellular component: dendrite; axon; neuronal cell body. The record is from RefSeq and is a predicted model, not a curated record.
AUGGUUCUGCUGCGGGCGGCUCGGGGGACACUCCGCUGGUGGUUUCCCGUGGCCGGCACGCUGGGUAGUUUGAGCCCGUUGUACGUGGCGUUGAAGCUGUUUGGGGUAACGUUGAUAACGGUGGGGGAUCAGGAUCGGGUGCGGGUCACGUUGGCCGAUUGGUGCUUGCUGGCGAUCGUCACGGGGGUUAAGGUUUGGGGAGGUUUGGACGGGAUCGUUCGCGGGUAUUGGAAGGGGUUUGUGGACUCGGAGGUGGAAGUUAUAGAGUACUGCUUGGGAUUCUCGCUGAUUGUGAUGAUUUUGGUGGUGUUGGUUGUUCCUUUUUAUGUUAUGUUGCAUUUGAAGAGAGUUGAGGACUUGUUGGGUGAUUUGAAGGCGUUCGAUGAAGAGCUGCAACGGUUGGGAUAUCCACGAAACCACAGAUAUUACCACUUCAUAACUACCACAGUCGUGACGAGCUGUCUUGUGGUGAUUGGUUUGGUAAUGCUAUCGACGCUUAUCCCAAGGGAUACGAAGUGGCUGCUGGAAACAUGGCUCUUUCUGGCGAUCGUCAAUGCCAGCAGUGCCGGGUACACGUUGUACCACACCGCACUGAACAUGGCCAUACUUGUGAUCCACAGCCGACUCCAGCUGAUGAACCGAUGCGUUCAGGAACGUCUGGAACGAGAUACCGGUGGUGACGAAGCUGACGCUAGAACGAACCUGGUUGUGCAGCUGGCAAAGCUGUACGACAAGCUGUGCGAUGCGAGCAGUGCGAUCAGCGUCGUGUUCGGUGUUCCGCAUGCCGUGUUCUUUAUCAAUAUAUUCUUCAUGCACGUGGUCGCCUGCUACGCAAUCCUGCGAGUUCUGCUGGGAAUCGCUUCUGCGCGAGAAGCGGCCAACGCCUGGAUCUACCUGGGGUGGUCCGGUUACUUCAACUCGUUUCUGUUCCAGACGGUGGUCUUCGAUGCAGCGAUGAAGCAGCAAACGGACAAGUUUUGUACCGCCGUACAUCGCUGUCUGAACGCGGUUCAUAAUCUACCCGUGGUGGAACAGCUGCUGCAGCUUGCAGAGCAAGUGGCUUCGGACGCACCCAACAUCACCUACUUUCUGUUUGAACUCCAUCCGUCGGUUUUGGUGCAGGCCUGCGGCGAGCUGGCCACCUACCUGGUGAUCCUGAUUCAGUUUGACAUGCAAUAG